UACGAUACAACAGAGCAUCUGUAACGGGAUUAUUAUCCGGUUUAACGCGUGUUAACUUUACGUUUAACGUCCCUAAUGUCAAUAAUGUUAUGCUACAAGGAUGCAAAGGAUAGCCUGUUGGUCGUCAACUAUAAUAAUUCGAGAAAUGAAUGAUGCAGUGGCCAUGGAGGCCACCAGGAGACGAACCCAGCACCGUGCCAAUGGGAAAGCAUCUGAACAGGGGGAGCAGCCAGCACAGUGGGGGAGAGCAUGGGAGGUGGACUGGUUUUCCUUGAGCAGUGUGAUUGGCCUCCUUUGCUUUGCCCCUUUCAUUGUCUUUUACUUCGUGAUGGCCUGUGAUCAGUACCAGUGCUCCGUCAGCCAGCCUCUGUUGGAGCUGUACCAAGGAGAGACCACGCUGCUCUCCAUCUGGGCCCGGGCACCCUCCUUCACCUGGUCAGCUGCCAAGAUAUAUGCCAUCUGGGUGGCCUUCCAGGUGUUCCUGUACAUGUGUGUUCCUGAUGUUACUCAUAAGUUUAUUCCUGGCUAUGUUGGUGGAGUGCAGGACGGAGCACGAACUCCUGCUGGCCUGAUUAACAAGUAUGAGGUCAACGGGCUGCAGUGUUGGCUGAUCACUCAUGCUCUGUGGUAUGCCAAUGCCCAGUAUUUCCACUGGUUUUCUCCCACCAUCAUCUUCGACAACUGGAUCCCCCUGAUGUGGUGUGCUAACAUACUGGGCUACGGUGUGUCCAGCUUUGCUUUCAUAAAGGCCUACCUUUUCCCCACCAACGCUGAGGACUGCAAGUUCACGGGGAACGUCUUCUACAACUACAUGAUGGGCAUCGAGUUCAACCCACGCAUCGGCAAGUGGUUUGACUUCAAGCUUUUCUUCAACGGUCGGCCCGGCAUUGUAGCCUGGACUCUCAUCAAUCUGUCCUACAUGGCCAAGCAGCAAGAACUGUACGGCCACGUCACCAACUCCAUGAUCCUGGUCAACGUACUGCAGGCCAUUUAUGUGUUGGAUUUCUUCUGGAAUGAGGCGUGGUACCUUAAGACCAUUGAUAUCUGCCAUGACCACUUUGGAUGGUAUCUGGGCUGGGGAGACUGUGUCUGGCUGCCGUACCUCUACACACUGCAGGGUCUGUACCUGGUGUACCAGCCAGUCCAGCUCUCCAACGCCCACGCCCUGGCUGUCCUGUUGCUCGGCCUGGUCGGGUAUUACAUCUUCCGCUCCGCCAACCACCAGAAGGACCUGUUUCGGCGCACCGAGGGCUCGUGCUCCAUCUGGGGCCAGAAGCCAGCGUACAUCGAGUGCUCGUACCGCUCCACAGACGGCGGCGUUCAUCGCAGCAAGCUCAUGACCUCAGGUUUCUGGGGAAUGGCCCGCCACCUCAACUACACCGGGGACCUGAUGGGUUCGCUGGCCUACUGUGCCGCCUGUGGCUUUGGCCACAUACUCCCAUACUUCUACAUAGUAUACAUGACCAUCCUGCUGGUCCACCGCUGUGUGCGCGAUGAGCACCGCUGCAGCAGCAAGUACGGCAAGGACUGGAAGCGCUACACAGAUGCUGUGCCUUACCGACUUAUUCCUGGGGUGUUUUAGAGAGGGGGGAAAGGAGCGGAGGAGGCAGAUCGAGAAGUAGGGUGGGGGCUAAGAUUAAGGUAACAUUUUAACACCCAACGUGACAUCAUGAGUUCGCGUAAACAUACACGCCAAGUGGCGUUUUAUCUGUACCCAUUUUGAGUAUGUCUACGCCGUAUACAGCACGUUGCAUUUUGAACAGCUAUCCGCGUGUAUGUCUACGCCGUAUACAGCUGAUGGGUUGCAGACUGAUCUCAAUAAGUGGCUUAUGUAUGACACGCCAAUUCAUAUGCCAUUUUGGCGUGUUAUCAAGACACAUGAGAAUUUGAUGUUGUAUAUCAUUGUAAAUGUAACACCUGUUGUUCAGUCAAAACAAGAAUUUGAUGACGUCACUUAGCACUUAGGUAGCCUAUGAUGGGGGCUUUUCAUUAGCCUUGCCAUUUUUAGACUAAAUGAGUAAUUAUGAAUGAAAAACUGAUAUAUUUAAUGAUCAAUUUUGUUGCCACUCUACUGGCUUAAUGGACCAAAUGUGAUUGGUGGCUCCACUGACAAGACCCACCUCAUAACAAGUUAUGUUCUCUUUGUUUAAAGGUUGUCUGAGUGCUCCGAUGUAUUCACUGUCGUUUAUCUAACUCCAGGGGAACGUUUGUUAGGUUAGGUUAUUGCUUGUCCCUUGUUCCCUUGUUUCCUUGUUCCUUGUUUUUAUUUCCUCAAACCAGCACUGCCUUUCUCGGAGCGAUAAAGUAAAGAAACAAACUUCUCUUAUGA
Molecule: messenger RNA, 2329 nt
Organism: Perca flavescens (yellow perch)
Lineage: Eukaryota; Metazoa; Chordata; Actinopteri; Perciformes; Percidae
Gene: dhcr7
Product: 7-dehydrocholesterol reductase
Exons: 8
Coding region: 101-1582 (493 amino acids)
Biological process (GO): brassinosteroid biosynthetic process; cholesterol biosynthetic process
Cellular component (GO): endoplasmic reticulum membrane
Molecular function (GO): 7-dehydrocholesterol reductase activity
Source: RefSeq, a predicted model, not a curated record